Messenger RNA from Emiliania huxleyi CCMP1516, 1320 nucleotides. RefSeq lists its product as hypothetical. Gene Ontology annotation, cellular component: vacuolar membrane. Lineage: Eukaryota; Haptophyta; Isochrysidales; Noelaerhabdaceae. The record is from RefSeq and is a predicted model, not a curated record. Bases 1 to 1320 code for a protein of 439 amino acids. Gene Ontology annotation, molecular function: amino acid transmembrane transporter activity. Gene Ontology annotation, biological process: amino acid transmembrane transport. The transcript has 7 exons.
AUGGCCAACCUCUCCGAGGCCCUCCUGCCCGACCGCAAAGCGACCUGGUUCGAGCCGCGCUCCGCCGUGCGGGCUGCCUACAUCAACAGCGUCAAGUCGGUGUUCGGAACUGGCCUGCUCGCGCUGCCGAGCGCAAUCCUUGCUGUGGGUGCUCCGGCCGGCUGCCUUCUGACCGCGCUAUGCGGGAUCUGGUCCAUCUACACGAUGCAGCUCCUCGCGUGGUGUGUUGAUGCCGCGGUGGCAGCAGGUGUGACGCCGAAGAGCUACGGGGAGCUCUGCCUCCACUCCCUCGGCCGCACGGGUGGAUUGCUGAGCGCCGGAAACAUGCUGGUGAGUCAGCUCGCGUGCUGUGCGACCUACCUCGUUUUCAUUGGCGACAACGUCGGCCAGCUGCUCGGCGAGCGGGUCAUGCUCUGCGUCACCCCUUUCUUUGUCCUCCUCUGCUGGUUGCGCGACCUGUCGAUGCUCGAGCCCACCUCCGCCAUCGGCACCGCCGUCCUGCUGCUCGCGCUCCUCACCGGCCUCGCCAGCCCGCACGAGGCGGCCCCGCGCCUGGCUAGCUUCGACCCGAGAGAGUACUCCUCCAUCCUGCUCGCCCUCGCCACGGCCGGCGUCGGCGUCAUCCUCGCCUACGCCCUCGCUUGCGCGGUGCUCUACGGCGACGAGACGCAGGGCAACAUUCUCCUCUCCGUCGACGGCGGGCUUGCUGCCGGGCUCAAGGCUUGCAUGUCGGUCGCCGUCCUCUUCUCGCUGCCCAUCAAGAUGUUCCCCGCGUCGCAGAUCGUCGAGGAGGCGCUCUUCACGCACGACACAGCGGCGGGCGAGGGGGCGGAAGAGGAGGGCGGCGGCGCGGCAGAGGCGGCAAGGGGGGCGCAGCAGGCGGGAGGCGGCCACAGCCAUGCAUGCGGCAGGACGGCGGCGCGAACGGCGCUUGCGCUCGCGCUGUCGCUGCCCGAUUUCAAGUUCCUGGUGGCACUGAGCGGCGCGCUCAACGUCGGCGUCAUCGCCUUCGUGCUCCCGCCCCUGAUGUACGUCCUGCUCGCUCGGGGGGCGAUGCGGCCCGCGUCUGUGGCGGCGCACGGCCUCCUCUGCGCCUUGGGCGCCCUCGCCACCGCAGUGGUGUGCAGGGUGCUUGGGCAGCGAUCGCUGAACCCUUUCGGACCCUACACAGGUACCGUCGUCACUGUCCUUUGCACGGCGAUGGUGGUCGCGCAGAAGUUGCACCCCGCGGGAGGGGAGCUGCCGCCGACACCUCCUCCGCUGGAUACGUACGAGGUGGAGGACCCGCUGGAGAGCUACGACUGGAGGGCGGGCGGCUGA